UCUAGAUCGAUCAAUCUUUCGGGAUUGUCAUGGCAGUAAUCCGGCGGUGACGGAAAGGAGAUUUGGAGGGGAAGAAGGGGCGUUAGAAUGAAGAGAGUGAGUGAGUGAGAGCGGGUUUUCUUUAUCCCUCGUUUGCUCAUUUGCAACCGAAAAUGAAGGUGACCAAAAUUCGAUCACACUCCUUAACUCAUUUUCACGUCCCAUUUACCUGCAACCAAACACCCCCUUAUUUUACUCCGAACCUUCGUCCAAUUGAAUAUAACUCAGGUCAUACACCCUCGGAACUUCAACGAGAAAAUACUCCCACUUUCUCGCACUUUCCCACCCACCAAACACCGCUCCCCAUUUCCCCAUGGCCACCCCACAGCUCUUCUCCUCCUUCAAAUACUCGGACAGCCUUACCGUCUUGAGCAUCUCGUUCUGCACCGCGAUAGUCUGCGAGGCCAUUUCAUGGCUACUCAUCUACCGCACCACCUCCUACAAGUCCCUCCGGUCCUCCAUCGACAAGGCCGCCAAGAAGUUGGAGACCAUGAAGACCGAGUCCUCCUCCGCUAAGCUCGCCAAGAAGUCCAAAACUAAGAAGAUCGACCGAGUCGAGAGCAGCCUCAAGGAGUCGAGCCGCGACCUCUCGCUCUUCAAGUUCAAGUCCGGCGCCGUGGUCGCGCUCGUCCUCUUCGUCGUCUUCGGCCUCCUCAACUCGCUCUUCGAAGGCAAGGUCGUGGCCAAAUUGCCGUUCAAGCCCUUCGGGAUCGUCAUGAAGAUGAGCCACAGAGGCCUGCAAGGCGACGAUCCGACCGAUUGCUCCAUGGCGUUCCUCUACUUCCUCUGCUCUAUCAGCAUCCGCACCAAUCUGCAGAAGUUUCUAGGGUUUGCUCCGCCACGAGGCGCCGGCGCCGGCCUCUUCCCCAUGCCCGAUCCCAAAACCAAUUGAUCUUGAUCUGACCACGAGAGUCUACUUGAGAUGACACUUGCAACAACAAGAAGAUGACAAGAGAGGAUGCACUGAGAUUUACAAAUUUGGAGCCAAUGACAAGGAGCUUUUUAGCGAUGUCCAAUUGGAGGGAAGCCUGACUGAUGAAGCAAUUGAAGGGCUCUUGUAACAAUGGAGACUUUAGGCGACAGAAAUUAACAAAAAAGUCAUGGAUCUGCAGUUUGGGCGUGUGAAGCCCAAGCA
Messenger RNA from Corylus avellana, 1174 nucleotides. Its product is annotated as transmembrane/coiled-coil protein (Protein of unknown function DUF106, transmembrane). Gene Ontology annotation, biological process: endoplasmic reticulum calcium ion homeostasis. Gene Ontology annotation, cellular component: cytoplasm; endoplasmic reticulum membrane. The record is from RefSeq and is a predicted model, not a curated record. Lineage: Eukaryota; Viridiplantae; Streptophyta; Magnoliopsida; Fagales; Betulaceae. Gene Ontology annotation, molecular function: calcium channel activity.